UGAUAGAUAAACGCCCCUCCCCCUGUUGGUGUGUGGGAGCAUAGUGGUGAGGAAGACGCGUGCCGUGAAUUAUUUUGCCUUGUUCACCCACUUAUAACUUAGCAGUUAUAAGAUUAAAUCAUGUCUCUGGAAGUGGAAUCUGCAGACGUGAUCCGUCUGAUAAUGCAGUACCUGAAGGAGAACAACCUGCACCGCACCCUGGCCACCCUGCAGGAGGAGACCACUGUGUCCCUUAACACGGUGGACAGUAUCGAAAGCUUUGUGGCUGACAUAAACAGCGGGCACUGGGACACAGUUCUGCAGGCCAUCCAAUCCCUCAAGCUCCCUGACAAGACGCUCAUUGACCUCUACGAGCAGGUGGUUCUGGAGCUGAUCGAGCUGCGAGAGUUGGGGGCGGCCCGUUCUCUGCUGAGGCAGACCGACCCCAUGAUCAUGCUGAAGCAGACCCAGCCCGAGAGGUACAUCCACCUGGAGAACCUGCUGGCCCGGUCCUACUUCGACCCCCGAGAGGCCUAUCCGGAUGGCAGCAGUAAGGAGAAGCGGAGGGUGGCCAUUGCCCAGGCCCUGGCAGGGGAAGUGAGUGUGGUCCCGCCCUCUCGUCUCAUGGCUCUGCUCGGCCAGUCUCUGAAAUGGCAGCAGCACCAGGGCCUGCUCCCGCCCGGGAUGACCAUCGAUCUGUUCAGGGGCAAAGCCGCUGUGAAAGACGUGGAGGAGGAGCGCUUCCCCACCCAGCUCAGCCGACACAUCAAGUUUGGACAGAAGUCGCACGUUGAGUGCGCCCGCUUCUCCCCCGACGGCCAGUACCUGGUCACCGGCUCCGUGGACGGCUUCAUCGAGGUGUGGAAUUUCACCACCGGGAAAAUCCGGAAGGAUCUGAAGUACCAGGCUCAGGACAACUUCAUGAUGAUGGACGACGCAGUUCUGUGCAUGUGUUUCAGCCGAGACACUGAGAUGUUGGCCACGGGAUCACAGGAUGGCAAAAUUAAGGUGUGGAAGAUCCAGAGCGGCCAGUGUCUGCGCAGGUUCGAGCGCGCCCACAGCAAGGGCGUCACCUGCCUCAGCUUCUGCAAGGACAGCAGUCAGCUCCUGAGCGCCUCCUUCGACCAGACCAUCAGGAUCCACGGGCUGAAAUCGGGAAAGUCACUGAAGGAGUUUCGGGGGCACUCCUCGUUCGUAAACGAAGCCGCCUUCACGCCGGAUGGACACUACGUCGUCAGCGCGUCUUCUGACGGCACUGUCAAGGUUUGGAACGUGAAGACUACAGAGUGCAGCAACACAUUCAAGUCCCUUGGCACCUCAGCUGGCACGGACAUCACCGUCAACAAUGUGAUCCUCCUGCCCAAGAACCCCGAGCAUUUUGUGGUUUGCAACCGAUCCAACACUGUGGUCAUCAUGAACAUGCAAGGCCAGAUCGUGAGAAGCUUCAGCUCCGGUAAGAGAGAGGGGGGAGACUUUGUGUGCUGCACCCUGUCGCCCCGCGGAGAGUGGAUCUACUGCGUGGGGGAGGAUUUCGUGCUCUACUGCUUCAGCACCGUCACCGGCAAACUGGAGAGAACCCUGACGGUCCACGAGAAGGACGUGAUUGGCAUCGCCCACCACCCUCACCAGAACCUGAUCAGCACGUACAGUGAGGACGGCCUGCUGAAGCUGUGGAAGCCGUAGAGCCGCACACCCGCGCUUUUCCUUUUUCACACGGGCGGGGAGGGGGGUAGGCGGGCCUCAAGCCUUUCUAUCCUCAUUUUUCAUUACGAGUUUCGGAUGGGACCAGGGAAUUCUUGGACUUGGUUUUUUUUCAUUUUUUUAAGUUUUUAAAGCAAUAUCGAGUCGUACAUUUUUUUUUCGGUCGUAUCGUGUUAUAAAAUGCAUGACUAUUUAUUUUAAUAACGGGCAAUGGGAAGGGCUGUGCAUCGUCCUAGUGGCCAUCUUUCAUGAAUAACCUGAUGCAUCACCUACACCCAUCUGCAUUCCCACCGACCUGUUCUGUGUUAACUCUCUCACGCGUGUCUCCGUUGCCUCUACAAAGCAUGGAUGUUCUUUGUUUAUAACCAGUCGAUGACGUGUUUAUUAGCCUUCAUGUUUCAUUGUGUCCAGGGUAUCGUUUCCCUUUCGUGGGAGUGCAUGCUCGUGUCUCUGUUUUAGUGUGUGAAGUCUGUGUACAGAGAAUCCAAACAUUGAGUCCAUAUGCAGUUAAAAGAAAACCAGCUGGCCAGAUCGCUAAUUUUUUUACUAAUGCAUGGUUAUUUGUGGAGUUGGAUUAGUACAGUACAUACCUCUUCCAGUAUACACAAAGUUAAGGACCCUUUGUACAAUAGUCAGACGGAAAUAUUUUUGAACAAGCCUAUUAUUGGUACUUCUGUAAUGUACAUCUUCAGUAAAAAUGUUUUCAAAUUUUGGUCUGUAGAAUUUAAAUGUAGUGUAUUACCCAGUAUAUAUUUUUAGCUGCUCAAACUUUGUUGAGUUUUCUUGCCUUAAUGUUACCAAUACCUCCCUUCAUGCAUACAAGUAUGCAGUUAUUGUGGUUUGCGUUUCAGAAACCACACAUUCAAGGUCACUACUAAAUGGCCUUGUUUUUUUAAUUAAGAGAAAUGGGAUUAUUUUUUGGUUCAUGGUCAAAGGCUUGUCAGUGAUGUCCUGGUAAUAACUGGCAGUGUAAUUUAUGACUUCUCCAUGAUUAUUACAGUGAACUGAAGCUAUCAUCACUUGUUUAUUAAGUCACAUUUGCAUGGUUUUCAAUACCUGGAUGAAUCCAAAACCAUGGUCUUUGAUGAACGCUCCUAGUUCUGCUGUUGUGAUGCUCAUUGUGCUUUCGGUCGCGGGCACUUCCCGUAUGAACAUCUUGGGAUUGCAUGCAUUCACAAAACCAUAUUCGUGCAGUCAAGAGGGCGAAGUGUUUGGAUUUCCUUGGCACGGUCUGAAUGUUCUAGAAUAAGGGCUGAGGGAGUAAAAGGACAUUGAUCAACAAAGCAAAAAAAAAAAACCAACAAAAAAAACCUUUUGGAAAGUUAGCAUUUGUUAGAGAGCUUCCAGAAGAGAUUAAACUGGUAGGCUUGUUUGUGAGGCCACAGGUGAGGCCACAGGAUUAUGCACUCGAGUGCUUCAAUAAAGGCUUGCUGCAGUUCCAACA
Messenger RNA from Conger conger (European conger), 3124 nucleotides. It is a transcript of the gene smu1a, whose product is annotated as SMU1 DNA replication regulator and spliceosomal factor a. The coding region runs from base 121 to 1662 and encodes 513 amino acids. Gene Ontology annotation, biological process: mRNA splicing, via spliceosome. Gene Ontology annotation, cellular component: precatalytic spliceosome. The record is from RefSeq and is a predicted model, not a curated record. Gene Ontology annotation, molecular function: protein binding. The transcript has 12 exons. NCBI's taxonomy places the organism in Eukaryota, Metazoa, Chordata, Actinopteri, Anguilliformes, Congridae.